AUGUUACCCCAAAGAGCCGUCCCCAUCGUCGUCGGAGUGGGUGACAUCAAGAACCGGUCUCAGAAAGUAGAAGAUGCCAUCGAACCGAUGAAACUGAUGCUCCAAGCAACUCGAGCCGCCAUUCAAGAUACCGGUCUCUCGCCAAGGAAGUCUUCAGAACUGCAGUCGGGGAUUGACAGCGUGGGCGUGGUCAACACCUGGACCUGGAGCUACGCAGAUCUUCCCGGGCUGAUAUCGGAGCAUCUGGGUGUCAGACCGAGGUAUACGACUCUCAGCCACCAUGGUGGAGACUCUCCCGCCAUGCUGCUCGAUGAAGCGGCGAGGAGGAUCUCGUUCCGGGAGUGUAGAGUCGCCGUGAUAACUGGUGGUGAAGCUCUGGCUUCACGACAGUCUCCUCCAGGAUGGACACCUCCGGAGAAGAGUGGAAAGUCGUUGUCGGCAGGGGACAUCUCGAGGAUGCCGGAAAGCAUUGGAACUCUCCACUCCAUUGGGCUACCUAUCCAUGUAUACCCCUUGUAUGAGAACGGCUUGAGAGCUCAUAGAGGGCAGUCUCUACAGGGUAAUAACAAGGAGUCGGCUGAGUUGUAUGCGGACUUUGCAAAGGUUGCCGAGAAGAACCCCCUAUCCUGGAAUUAUGGUCAGCCGGCAGCAACCGAAGCUUCCAUCGGGAUCGUGUCGAAGAAGAAUCGAAUGAUUUGCUUCCCUUACCCGCUGUUGAUGAAUGCAUUUAACAAUAUAAAUUUGGCCGGGUCAUGCAUUCUGACCUCGACCGAGUACGCUUAUGAACUAGGGAUUUCUGAGAGUAAAUGGAUCUAUCCGUUGGGAGGAGCAGGGUCCAGUGAUGCCGAAAAUUUUUGGGAACGUCCGAACUUCUACUCGAGCCCAGCCAUCUCGAGGUCACUUGACGAGGGGCUGCGCGUGUCGGGUGUAACAAAAGACGAGAUUGAUCUUUUUGAUUUCUACUCGUGCUUCCCAAUCGUGCCAAAAUUGGCAUGUCGACAUCUUGGAUUUCCUCUGACGAAGCAAUCGAAACCGAUCACGCUGUUAGGAGGAUUGACGUCUUUUGGAGGGGCUGGAAACAAUUACUCUAUGCAUGCAAUCACCGAGAUGGUACGAGUACUGAGAGAGGGCGAGAGCAAACGAGGAUUGGUCCUUGCGAACGGAGGUUUGGUGACAUAUCAAUACGUCGUAUGUCUCUCCUCACAGCCUCGGACUUCGCCAUAUCCGAAUCGCAACCCACUUCCUGAAGUUUUGGAACACGGAUAUGUACCGGCUCUAGAUGACAGAGCGGAAGGAGAAGCUGUCAUCGAGACAUACACCGUCGAGUUUGAGCGGGAUGGUUCCCCGUUGCGUGGACAUGCCGUCGGAAGAUUGAAAAGCAAUGGCCAUCGAUUCCUUGCUAAUCACGGCGAUGACAGUACUCUACAGCAGUUGUCGAGCGGUUCCACGGAGCCGAUUGGGAGAUGCGGAUGGGUGCAUGUUGGCGAAGAAGGGAGAAACUUAUUCACUUUUGAUCCGGUUGGAAAGCUGUGA
Drepanopeziza brunnea f. sp. 'multigermtubi' MB_m1 is the source of this 1533-nucleotide messenger RNA. Lineage: Eukaryota; Fungi; Ascomycota; Leotiomycetes; Helotiales; Drepanopezizaceae. The record is from RefSeq and is a predicted model, not a curated record.